GCAAUUAGCAGAUCGCACAUCUAGUUCGGAGGCCUUCCUAGCGUCGACUAUAUAUAUAGGCCAGAGCACACUCUCGAAAACUCAGUUGAUGUGUGCGGAAGUUUUGUUUUGUCUAAUACACCGGCUAACAGGAAUCUAGAGUCAAAUGGCGGCAACCAAGUACGAUAGCUUCGAAAAGAUUUGGUCCGGACCGAAGGACAAGGAGUACUAUGGUCCGGAUAUGACCCUGGGCGAAGUGGCACUGAUCAUCUUGCGCUUGUAUUCGGACAAGGUGAUGCAGGUGUUCGAUCCGACGGGAGAGCAACUCACUGGAGGUCAGUUGUUGGAGCAAAGUCGCCGGUUGGCCCAUGCCUUCCAACGCUUGAAGUUGCAACGCGGAGAUGUGGUCGGCAUUUCGGCCAAGAACACCACCUAUCUCACUGAAGUGGUCAUCGCAGCUCUGCUGAACGGAACACCCAUCAACCCACUGCAUCCGGAAUUCGAUCCUGAAACCACCGCCUACAUGUAUGGAAUUACUAAGCCCAAGGUCAUUUUCUGCGACAUGGACAACUACGAGACCUUGAGCGCGGUCAAAAGCACCCUCAAGUUCAAAACUGAGAUCAUUCUGCUCACUGGAACUCUGCCAGGAGUGCGCAAUAUAAAGGAUCUUUUAGCAGAUGGUUGCACUGGAUACGACGAUAGAACCCUCUUUGCCUGCCCGCAUUUGAGUGGCGACGACACGGCCUUCAUCAUAACCUCGUCGGGAGUAACCGGUUUGCCCAAGGGCGUAACCCGUUCGCAUCGCAGUCUGCUAAAUGGUGCCAAAAGCCCUCAGCUCUUUACCUCGGAUACAGUCCUCUUCUGCAACAGCCCACUCUACUGGGUGAGCUGCAUCUUUACCAUGCUGGCUUCGCUGGUCAACGGUUGCCGCAGAAUCAUUACAAAUCGUCCGUUUACCGUGGAAUACUUUGCUGACCUUGUGGAGCGAAACCAGGUGACCUCCGUGCUCACAGUGCCUCACCACAUGGCUCUGCUGGCCAAGAGCCCUCAAUAACAGGAGCUGGCUGCGAAGAUGCAGUCCGUCAAGUCCUUCGUGUGCAGUGGCUCGAAGGUUCCUCUGGGAAUCUGGAAGCAGUUGUACGAGCUGCUGGGUGCCGAUAGGUUUGCUGUGCUCUACGGUCUCACCGAGCAUGGAGGUAUCUCCAAGAACGUAGGAGGUCCGUUGGGCAGCGAGGGAAAAUUGUUGCGAAAUGUUCAGGUCCGACUGAUUGAUGAUCACGCCCAGCCCUUGGGACCUAACCAGACGGGUCAAAUCUUAGUUAAACUGAAUUAUCGUUGGGGUGGUUACUACCACAACCCGCAGGAGACCCAGGUGACCGUAACUCCCGAUGGUCAGUGGCUGCUCACCGGGGAUCAUGGUUACUUCGACGACGAGGGAUGCCUGCACUUCCAGACCCGGGACACCGAUGUCUUCAAGUACAACCACUUUCCCAUUUAUCCCAAGCAAAUCGAGGACGUAAUUCAUCAUCUACCAGGAGUCCACGAAGUAGCUGUUUUCGGAAUACCCGACGACGUCUCCACAAAUCUUACAGCCUGUGCUGUGGUCCGAGAUGAAAACGAACUAGGUGCGAAACUUACCGAAGCGGAUGUCAAGGCGAUUGUGGCCCAGCAUCUGAGCGAAGCUUUUCACAUUCGCGGUGGAGUGUUCUUUGUGGACAAACUCCCAAAGACGCAGAACAACAAGAUUCAGCGCAGGAGAAUCUGGGCGGAGUUGAGUGAGGCUACUACCCAUCUGUGAGGUAACCUUAGUUACAAAAAUAAAUAUCAUCUGUUUUACAAAAUAAAGUCGUGCUCCAUAAAAGUAAA
Drosophila eugracilis is the source of this 1845-nucleotide messenger RNA. RefSeq names its product luciferin 4-monooxygenase. Gene Ontology annotation, biological process: long-chain fatty acid metabolic process; fatty-acyl-CoA biosynthetic process. The record is from RefSeq and is a predicted model, not a curated record. Gene Ontology annotation, molecular function: long-chain fatty acid-CoA ligase activity. NCBI's taxonomy places the organism in Eukaryota, Metazoa, Arthropoda, Insecta, Diptera, Drosophilidae.